AUGCAGCACAUGAGUCUACCUGUUGCUGCUGCUGCUGCUGCUGCUGCGGGGUUGCCUGCUGCUGCUCCUGCUGCUGCUGCUCCUCGAGGGUUUUCUGCUGCAACUGAUGUUGAGGCUAGUCCAGACACCGCAACAACAGCAGCAGCAGCAGAUUUAGCGGCAACACCAACACCUGCAGCAGCAACAGCAUGUUCAACAAAAGCAGCAGCAGCAGUAGCAGCACCUGCAUCUACAGACGAAACACCGGCAACAGCAGAGCCCGCAGCAGCAGCAGCAGUAGCCCCAGGAGGAACAGACACAGCAGCAGCACCCGCUGCAGCAGCAGCUGGUGCAGCAGCAGCAGCAGCCAGUAUGCAAAGCCGCAAUUGUUUAGGAGGCAGGGCUCGUCUGCUGCUGCUGCAGUCGCAGGGCCCCGCAGCUGCUGCAACCGUUUGCUGCUCUUUCACUGCAAAUCCAAAGGGCCCCCUCUGCAGCAGCAGCUGUCUCCCCGCAGCAGGAGCAGCAGCAGCAGCAGAAACUGGAGAAGCAGAAGCAUCAGCGGCAGCAACUAAGACAGACCCUGCACAAGCAACACCACCAACAGCAGCAGCAGCAGCAGCAACAACAACAACAACAACAGCAACAGCAGCAACAACAACACAAGAGGCUCUCUUUAUUGCAUCUAGCGACGCAUCUUCUCUUCGCACUCGGAGGGAGGGCCCCGUCCUCCUUACUACCCAAGAUGGUUUGCUGCUUGUUGCUGGAGGAGACAGCACCUCGGGGCUGUUGACCUUUGCUGAAGUCGCGGAAGGAUCUGCUGCUGCUGCUGCAGCUUCUGCUGCUCCUGCUGCUGCAGCAGCAGAUGCUGCUCCUGCUGCAGCAGCAGCUGCUGCUGCGGUGUCUUGGAAGACAGCAGGGAACCUCCAUCAGCCCCGAUGCAAACACGGGGUGCUUCCGGUGGUGCUUGGCGGCAGCAGCCGCAGCAGGUGUAGCAGCAGCAGCAACAGCAGCAGCAGCAACCCCGCCUUGGCCUCUGUAGAAAUGUGCGACCCUCUGAGGCAUAGCGCGUGGAUUAACCUGCCCCCGAUGCUGCAGCAGCGGCAGCAGCUUGCUGCAGUUGCUGUGGGCAACAUGAUUGUAGCGCUUGGCGGCAGAGACAGCACCGGUAAUAAGGGCCUGGUCUUAAAGACGUGCGAGAGACUUCUUCUACCCUUGGCUUAUGAAACCCCAGCUGCAGCAGCAACUCCUGCUGCUGCUGCUGCUCCUGCUGCAGCUGCAACAGGUGCAGCAGAUGCUCCAGCAGCAGCAGCAGGAGCUGUGGCUGCAGCAGCACCAGGAUGUUCUGCUGCUUCGCCUGCAGCAACAUCACCAGCAACAUCAGCACAAGCUCCAGCAGCAGCAACAGCAGCACAAGCUCCAGCAGCAGCAACAGCAGCACAAGCUCCAGCAGCAGCAGCAGCAGCAGCAGCAGAUUGGUUGCCGAGUAGUAGCGGCCGCCCGUCUUUGAAAGGGGUGAUUAAACCCUGGAGUUUGCUGCCUCCCCUGCAGCAAGCCAGAUGCAGAUUUGCUGCUGUUCAUGUACAGGGCAAAAUCUUCUGUGUCGGGGGCCUGGGUGGAGUGCGGGCGCUGAGGUCGGUGGAGGUAUUCGACAUAAUAACGAACACCUGGAUAGAAGGCGGCUACAGCGCAGCAGAGGAGACAGACAGCAGCAGCAGCAGCAGCAACAGCAGAAGCAGCAGCGGGCUGCUGUCUGCGGAAGCCCUUGACCUGCAAGCGUACUUUGCUGCUGCGUUCGGAGAGGUGCUGCAGCCGCUGCAGCCGCAGCAACAGCAACAGCAACAGGAGCCGCAGCAGCAACAGGAGCAGCAACACCAGCAGCAACAACAGCAACAGCAGCAGCAGCAGCAGCAGCAGGAAAAGGAGGUGGAGUGGGUUUUGUAUGAACGAUGUGGUUUACCUGCUGUCUCCCCUGGCUGCUGCAUUGUCGACUGUCCCUCUUGGGCUGCCUGGGCCUCGCAGCUGCCAGAAGAAUCGAUGCGGCAGCACAGCAGCAGCAGCAACUCAGCAGCAGCAGCAGCAGCAGCAAAACCUAAAGGGAUGCUUCAGUCCUCUGGUCGGCGUCUCGUUCCUGAACGGCUGUUUACUGUAAAUAAAAUGUCUUUUGGUUUGCCUCCAACAACAGCAGAAGAAAUGCAGCGGUUGCUGCCCCGGGGUCGUGUUGCUGCAGCAGCAAGUCGUUUGCUGCAGCAGCAAGCAGCAGCAGCAGCAGCAGCGGCAGCAGCAGCACGAACAGCGGCCAAGCCAGGAGCAGCAGCAGCAGCAGCAGCUCAAAGAUCAGUUGCUAGGGAAGCGCUAGAGCAGCAAACAGCUCAAGACAUAGCAGCACUUCAGCUUAUUCAAACACCAAUGAACAAAGCAGCUACUGUUGCAGCAGGAGACACAAAGACAAAGGUUCUUCAGGCUUUCUACUCAAGCAGCGCUUCGUCUGCUGCUGUCCCCACCUACCGCCGCUCUCCUGGAAAGGUACAAGAACUGCGACGUGCCUUUGAGUCUGCUGCUGCUGCUGAGCGAUUGAAGGAGCCUCCGGGUUAA
Messenger RNA from Eimeria acervulina, 2571 nucleotides. Its product is annotated as kelch motif domain-containing protein, putative. Lineage: Eukaryota; Apicomplexa; Conoidasida; Eucoccidiorida; Eimeriidae. Gene Ontology annotation, molecular function: protein binding. The record is from RefSeq and is a predicted model, not a curated record. The transcript is spliced from 10 exons. Bases 1 to 2571 code for a protein of 856 amino acids.